This is a messenger RNA of Caenorhabditis angaria, 302 nucleotides long. The record is from the annotation of a GenBank genome assembly. Lineage: Eukaryota; Metazoa; Nematoda; Chromadorea; Rhabditida; Rhabditidae.
AUGAAUAUGAAAUUGUUGAUUUUGUUUUGUAUUUUUCUAAAUUUCUCGAAUUGUCAAUAUGGAUAUGGAUUAUAUUCGGGUCUUUACGGACUUGGUGGAUACGGUUUGGGUUACGGUGGAUAUGGUUUAGGAUACGGUAAUCUCUAUGGAGGAUAUGGAAAUAGUUUGUUGGGCGGAAAUUUGUACAGUAAUCCUUAUGGAUCAAAUUAUUGGAAUUGUCGGUGAGCAAAACUCUCAAAAGAUUAUAAAACACAUUUUUGUUAUUUUCCAGAAAUUGGGGACUUUACGGAAAAAAGAAGUGA